AUGGGAACAAACUCACCAAAUCCAGUUCCAUUCUCCGAACCGCCGUACCUCUGUGGUCUUCCCUCUCCAUACUACACAGAAGCUCAUCGUCAGUUCCAAAAGGCAUGUCGAGCAUUUAUUUGGGAGCAUUUGCAUUCUCGUGCCAUGGAAUGGGAGCGGGAGGGCACUGUUCCACCUCACGUGUUUGAAGCAUUUGCCAAACACAACAUGCUACUUCCAAACCUGCCUUCUCCCUUACCAGUUGCGUGGUUGAAGAAGUUAAAUAUUCAUGAUAUCUUGGGUGUCAAAGUUGAAGACUGGGAUUUAAUAUAUACUGGUAUAUAUCUGGAUGAGAUGUCAAGAUGCGGGCUGAGUGGGCCCCCGAGCUCACUGACAGCUGGGUUUGCAUUUGGAAUCCCACCCAUGCUUGCCUUUGGUAGCCGGGAAUUUCAAGAGAAAUUUCUUCCCGAUAUGUUAACUGCCAAGGUCAGAUCGUGCAUUGCCAUUACCGAACCAGACGCAGGUAGUGACGUUGCAAAUAUUACUACCACUGCAGAGAAGAGCGCAGAUGGAAAGUACUAUAUUAUCAAUGGCGAGAAGAAAUGGUAUAUCCUUGUCCCUGGUGUGCAAUUCACUACAGUCCAUUGA
Trichophyton verrucosum HKI 0517 is the source of this 627-nucleotide messenger RNA. RefSeq lists its product as uncharacterized. NCBI's taxonomy places the organism in Eukaryota, Fungi, Ascomycota, Eurotiomycetes, Onygenales, Arthrodermataceae. The record is from RefSeq and is a predicted model, not a curated record. The transcript is spliced from 2 exons. Gene Ontology annotation, molecular function: oxidoreductase activity, acting on the CH-CH group of donors; flavin adenine dinucleotide binding. Bases 1 to 627 code for a protein of 208 amino acids.